GACAAGGCCUCCAGCAACAUAUACAUCAAAUAUACACACUACAGUCCAAGAUACAACGACGGAACAUUUGACAAACUACCAAACCUCUACAGAGGAGCCAACAACAGAGCCGAUGUCUACAAAGGUUUCAACUAAGUAUACAACAAACAUACAUACGUCUAGUCCUGAGAUAACGACGGAACAAAUGUCAACCUACCAUACCUCUACCGAGCAGCCAACAACGAAGCCAGAACCAAAGGCUACAACAAACAUACAUAGUACUCGUCCAGAAACAACAUCGUCAGCAACCUUGGAACCUGCCUCUACUAGGGUUGCCACAAAGGCUACAUCAAAUGUGGUUACUGCCAAUCCAACAACAAUAGAGUCAACGUCAAGGGCUACCCUAGACAGAACAACACUGUCGUCAACGGAUGGUGAGCAAAGUACUGGGCGUCCAACCCAUAAAGCCCCCACCACUGAUUUUCUUGAAAUUUCACUUCCUAUAACGAGUGUAUUUGAAACAACGGAACAAUUGAGAACUCACCAGAUGUCUACCGAGAAACUAACAACGGGGCCUAUGUUGACAAGCCUUUCAACAAAUCCUGCAACAACGACGGGACAUCAGACAACUCAUAAGAUAUCAACAGAGAAGCCAACGACGGAAUCUGUGCCGACAAGCAAGCACACUUCUAGUCCAGAAACAAAGACGGAUCAUUUGACAACGUACCAGGCCUCUACCGAGAAGCCAACAACGGAAGUUGUGUUCACAGAGUUUGCAACAAACUCUAUAACAAGAGAGCACACUACUAAUCCAGAAACAACGACAGUUUAUUUGACAACGUACCAUGACUCUACUGAGCAGCCAACAACGGAACUUGUGUCCACAGAGUUUACAACAAAGGCUACAACAAACAUAGAUACUACUGUCCUAGAAACAACGGAGGGAAAUUUGACGACUUACCAAACCUCUACAGAAGAGCUAACAACGGAGACUUUGUCAACAAAGUUUUCAACACAUUCUGCAACAGACAAACACACUACUAGUCCAGAAACAAGCACGGAUCAUUUGACAACGUUCCAAGCAUCUACCGAGACGCCAUCAACGGAAUCUGUGUCCAUCGAGUUUACAACAAAGGCUACAACAGACGUAGAUACUACUGUCCUAGAAACAACGGAGGCGACUUACCAAACCUCUACCAAGGAACCAACCACGGAGCCGAUGUCAACAAGAUUUUCAACAAGGACUACGACAGACAUAUAUUCUACUAGUCCAGAAACAACAAUGGAACAAAUGACAACUCACAAGACCUCUACAGAGGAGCCAACAACGGAAACUUUAUCAACAAAUGUUUCAACACGUCUUGCAACAGACAAACACACUACUAGUCCAGAAACAAUCACGGAUCAUUUAACAACGUUCCAGGCCUCUACUGAGAGACCAACAACGGAAUCUGUGUCCACAGAAUUUACAGCAAAGGCUACAACAAACAUAGAUACCACUGUCCUAGAAACAACGGAGGAACAUUUGACGACUUACCAAGCUUCUACAGAGAAGCCAACAACAGAGCUGAUGUCAACAACAUUUCCAACUAAGGCUACAGCAAACGUACAUACUACUGUCCUAGAAACAACGGAAACAACAGAACCGGUGUCCACAAUGUUUCCAACAAAGGCUACAACAAACAUUCAUACUACUAGUCCAGAAACAACCACGGAUCAUUUAACCACGCUCCAGGCCUCUACCGAGACACCAUCAACGGAAUCUGUGUCCACAGAACUUACAACAAAGGCUACAACAAACAUAGAUACUACUGUCCUAGAGACAACGGAGGAACAUAUGAUGACUUACCAAUCCUCUACAGAGGAGCCAACAACAGAACCGGUGUCCACAAUGUUUACAACUAAGGCUACAACAAACAUACAUACUACUAGUCCAGAAACAACAACGGAACUAAUUACAACCCACCAGACCUCUACAGAGGAACCAACAACAGAGUCGGUUUCCGCAAUGCUGUCCACGGACUCUACAACAAGGGAACACACUGCUGUCUCAGAAAGAACGACGGAGCAAUUUACAACUUUAAAGGCCUCUACCAACCAGCCUACAACGGAGCCGAUCUCAACAACGUUUUUAGGAAAUACUACAACGAAUAUACAUACAUCUAGUCUAGCAACAACGACAGGACAAACUACAACCUUUCAAACAGCUACUAAAGAGCCAACAACAGAGCCGUUGUCAACAAGGUUUUCAGCAAAGACUGCAACAAACAUCCAUACUACUCGUCCAGAAACCACGACGGAACAAAUGACAACCUACCAAGCCUCUACAAAUGAGCCUACAACAGAACCGGUGCCGACAAAGUUCCCCAUUAUUACUACAGCACACACACAUACCACUCGUCCAGAAGCAUCAACGGAACAAUUAACAACUUCCCUGACUUCUACCAAGAAGUCAACGACGCAGCCGAUGUCAACAAGAUCUCCCACAGGGACAAAUAUAAAUACUACUGUACAAGAAGCAACAGAAGAAAAUUGGGCAAGUUACCAGACUUCUACGGAGAAACCAACAACAAAGCCUAUGUCGACAAGGUCAUCCACAAAGGUUACAACAAACGAACACACCACGGAGAAACCAACAACCAAACCUAUGUUGACAAGGUUGUCCACAAUGGCUACAACAAACGAACACACUACUGGUGCAAAAACGACGAAUCGAUUGACUUCUGCCAAGUGGCCAACAACGGAUUCGAUGUGGACAAUGUUUAGUACAGGCCAGACAUCACAAGACUGGGCACAAACAACAACGCACACAAUAACUGCAUCCACACCACCUCGUUCUACAUUCCAAACAUCAACCUUACCAGCAACAACACCGCAAACAACAACAACUCGUACGCAUCCAGACACGUCAGCAAUUGCAGUAUCAACUGCGGGCACUAAUCAGACCUUCACCCCUUCACUGCAGAGUUCCAGUAUGCCUGAAUUUUCGACGUCUCCACAGAAAACCACUACUGCUUCUUCUGAUGGACCCACAACUCCAUCUGCUACACAAUCCACAAUGGUCAGGACCACCUCUAGUAUCACGUCGUCUACAAGGGACAGAACGACACUCCGAGGUGGAACAACAAUAAUGGCGACUCCUUCUGAGGGAUGUAAUUCAGGCUGCAGCAUGUAUGCAGAUGUCCUAUCCGAUGGGUCCUGUCAAUGUAAGGCAGGAUUCUCUGGAGACGGAGCGACUUGUCGUCUCAGUUCCAGUGGCUUUUCCCAGAGUGCAAGGUUUACGGGCCUUUCCUACAGACCUGCUUUGGCUGACUGUAGGUCGGACGACUUUGCUUCUACCAAGGAUAGCCUGCUUGCAAUGAUUUUAGACAUCUACUCGUCGAGUUCCGUUGCUGAUGGCAUCUACUCCGUGGUGAUCACGUCUUUGUCAAGCGGCAGCAUCGUCGUGCAGAUGACCAUCACCACCGACCCAUCUGCAGGGCUGACAGCUGAUGACUUACAGGAGGCCUUUCUUACCUCCAACAAUACAGACAUCGAAAUCGACAACACUACCGAACUUUGCUCUUCUGACUUUUGCUGGACUGGAGUGGAUUGUACAGCGACGGAUCCAUCCAAAAUCUGCGAAUGUCCAUCAUCGUACAGUGAUGACGUAUGUGUGACACCUGUUGAGGCGACAACAACUGCUUCAACGAUACAGCCAACGACAGAACACGGGUCCACACUACUAGCAUCAACUGAGGCCGCAACACUCCUACCCACUACACAAAGAACCAUCGAAUCAACUACGACCAUGGCAAGUACUCCCUACACAACUGGGCAAACUUCAACACCAACAUACACGGCAGCGCGUACUUCUACGUCACCUGUACCAACUCUACCAUUAACAACAGCAAAGCAAACGACUGCAGAAGAGUCUACGCAGUUAGAAACUACGUCGAUAAUGAGAACUCAAUACAGUACAGCUUCGCCUAUCGGAAGAACUACGACUGAAGCACCACCGACGUUUUCCCAAACAGAUGAAUCCACACUGGCAAUGACAACAAUACUCGGUACAGAAUCGAAGAUCACAACUGGGCAAACAACAGUGCAGCCAACAACGGAAGCUCAACCAUUGACUACAGACGAUGAAACAACAGCGCUUACUAUGGAAACAACGUCUCAAGCAACGUCAGCUACGUCGUCUACAACGCUUUCAUCUUCAACUGUAGACACGUCAACGUCGUCCUAUGUAACGGGUGAAACAACACGCCUAAUGAGUACAAUAGAAAACACAGAAUCAAGGAUGACGACUGGACGUACGACAUUGCAGCCAACAACAGAAGUGCGAUUGACGACAUGGGAGCAAACAACUCUGGGCGAAUCUACAGCCAAAACCACCACUAGUCAAUCCAGUACAGUGAAAACAACAAGGGAACCACCAACGUCAUCAACACUUGCAGUAUCCACCAUUGACACGUCAACGUCAUCUUCUGAAGCCAUUGCAACUACACACGUAAUGACUACGAUAGAAAACACAGAAGCGGACAUCACGACUGGUCAUACAACAUUGCACCCAACAACAGAAGCUCGAUUGACGACAUUGGAACAAACAACUCCAAGCGCAUCUACUACCAUGCCCUUCACAAGCCAGUAUAGUACAAUGACAACCAUGGAAGGAACUACGACCGAAGCACCAUUGUCCUCCACAACCCAUGAAACUACAAACUACAUUGCUACAAUUGGAAACACAGAACCGGACAUCACGACUGGCCAUACAACAAUGCUACCAACAACAGAAGCACAAUUGACGACACUAGACCAGACAACUCCAGACAAGUCUACAGCCAUACCGGCAACUACUGUUAAAGGAACUACAACUGAAGAACUAUUCUCCUCUGCAAUCCAUGAGACUACGUACUUGAUGACUACAAUGGAAAACACAGAACCGGACAUCACGACUGGUCAUACAACAUUGCAGACAACAACAGAAGCAGCACGAAUGACGACAUCGAAGCAAACUACUCCAGGCGAAUAUACUACCAUACACACCACGAGCCAGUACAGUACAAUGACUUCCGAAGCACCAUUGUCAUCUACAACCCAUAAAACUACACACCUGAUGACUACAAUAGAAAACACAGAAUCGGACAUCACGACAGGUCAUACAACAUUGCAGCCAACAACAGAAGCACGAUUAACGUCAUCGGAGCAGACAACUCCAGACAUAUCUACAACCAUAUACACAACUACCAUCGAAGGAACUACGACCAAAGCACCAUUGUACUCUACAACCCAUAAAACUACACACCUGAUGACUACAAUAGAAAACACAGAACCGGACAUCACGACAGGUCAUACAACAUUGCAGCCAACAACAGAAGCACGAUUAACGUCAUCGGAGCAGACAACGUCAGGCGAGUCUACAACCAUAUACACAACUACCAUCGAAGGAACUACAACCAAUGCACCAUUGUCCUCUACAACCCAUAAAACUACACAUCUAAUGACAAUAGAAAACACAGAACCGGACAUCACGACUGGUCAUACAACAUUGCACCCAACAACGGAAGCACGAUUGACGACACUGGAGCAGACAACUCCAGACAAAUCUACAACCAUAUACACAACUACCAUCGAAGGAACUACAACCAAUGCACCAUUGUCCUCUACAACCCAUAAAACUACACACCUGAUGACUACAAUGGAAAACACAGAAUCGGACAUCACGACUGGUCAUACAACACUGCAGCCAACAACAGAAGCACGAUUGACGACAUUGGAGCAGACAACUCCAUACGAGUCUACACCCAUAUACACAACUACCAUCGAAGGAACUACUACCGAAGCACCAUUGUUCCCUACAACCCACGAAACUACACAGCUGAUGACUACAAUGGAAAACACAGAACCGGACAUUACGACUGGUUCUACAACAAUGCUACCAACGACAGAAGCAGGAUUGACGACACUGGAGCAGACAACUCCAGACGAGUCUACACCCAUAUACACAACUACCAUCGAAGGAACUACGACCGAAGCACCAUUGUCCUCUACAACCCAUAAAACUACACACCUGAUGACUACAAUGGAAAACACAGAAUCGGACAUCACGACUGGUUCUACAACAUUGCUACCAACAACAGAAGCAGCACGAAUGACAACAUCGAAGCAAACUACUCCAGGCGAAUAUACUACCAUACACACCACAAGCCAGUACAGUACAAUGACUUCCGAAGCACCAUUGUCAUCUACAAUCCAUAAAACUACACACCUGAUGACUACAAUGGAAAACACAGAAUCGGACAUCACGACUGGUUCUACAACAUUGCUACCAACAACAGAAGCACGAGUGGCGACAUCGAAGCAAACUACUCCAGGCGAAUAUACUACCAUACACACCACAAGCCAGUACAGUACAAUGACUUCCGAAGCACCAUUGUCAUCUACAACCCAUAAAACUACACACCUGAUGACUACAAUGGAAAACACAGAACCGGACAUCACGGCUGGUUCUACAACAUUGCAGCCUACAACAGAAGUGCGAUUGACAACAUGGGAGGAAACAACAACUCCAGACGAGACUACAACCAAAGCCACCACCGUACCGACGUCCUCUGAAUCUAGUGAAACUACACAUCUGAUGACCACAAUGGAAAACACAGAACCGGACAUCACGACUGAUCGUACAACAUUGCAGCCUACAACAGAAGUGCGAUUGACAACAUGGGAGGAAACAACUCCAGACGAGACUACAACCAAACCCACCACCGUACCGACGUCAUCUGAAUCUAGUGAAACUACACAUCUGAUGACCACAAUGGAAAACACAGAAUCGGACAUCACGACUGAUCGUACAACAUUGCAGCCAACAACAGAAGCACGAUUGACGACAUCGGAGCAAACAACUCCAGGCGAACCUACUACCAUGCUCACCACCAGCCAGUAUAGUGCAAUGACGACCUCUACAACCAGUAAAACUACACACCUGAUGACUACAAUAGAAAACACAGAAUUGGACAUCACGACUGGUCAUACAACAUUGCAGCCAACAACAGAAGUACGAUUGACAACAUUGGAGAAAACAACCACAGACGAGUCUACAACCUUACCUGCCACUAGCAAGUACAGUACGAUGACAACCAUCGGAAGCACUACUUCCGAAGCACCGACGUCCUCCGAAUCUAUUGAAACUACACACCCGAUGACUACAAUGGAAAACACAGAACCGGACAUCACAACUGGUUCUACAACAUUGCAGCCUACAACAGAAGGCGAUGAACCGACAGCAAUGACAACAAAAACAACAUCCCAAGGAACUACAUCAACUUCAUCGACUUUCACUACAGCAAAUUUAGCCCUCACAACUGCAGAGAAGUCAACGCUUUUGCCAACAACGAUGGCAACAGCAAGCCAAACCACACUGCUCCCCACAACACGACAAUCUACAAACUAUAUUUUGACUACAACCCAACAUUUGACUACAGACUUGGAAAGAACGGAAGUGACUAACGGAGAACCGACCACAUUGCCACCAAGUUCAGCUUCAACUACAUCGUCAGCAACAACAGAUGCUAAAACCACGCCCCUUACAGCAACAAUUACAACCCAACCAUUGACUACAGACGUAGAAACAACGGAAGCGACUAGCGAAGAACCGACCACAUUGCCACCAAGUUCAGCUUCAACUACAGCGUCGGUAACAACAGAUGAUAAAACCACGCCCCUUACAACAACAAUUCCAACUCAACCAUCAACAACAGCCUUGGAAACAACGGAAGUGACUAGCGGAGAACCAACCACAUUGCCAUCAAGUUCAGUGUCAACUACAGCGUCAGCAACAACAGAUGCUAAAACCACACCCCUUACAACAACGAUUACAACCCAACCAUUGACUACAGACGUAGAAACAACGGAAGCGACUAGCGAAGAACCAACCACAUUGCCAUCAAGUUCAGUGUCAACUACAGCGUCAGCAACAACAGAUGAUAAAACCACACCCCUAACAACAACGAUUACAACUCAACCAUCAACUACAGAAGAGGAAACAACGGAAGUGACUAGCGAAGAACCGACUACAUUGCCAUCAAGUUCAUCACCAACUACAGCGUCAGCAACAACAUAUAUGAAAACCACACCCCUAACAACAACAAUUACAACCAAACCAUUGACUACAGAAGAGGAAACAACGGAAGCGACUAGCGAAGAACCGACCACAUUGCCAUCAAGCUCAGUGUCAACUACAGCGUCAGUAACAACAGAUAUAAAGACCACACCCCAUACAACAACGAUCACAACCGAACCAUUGACUACAGACGAGAAAACGACGGAGGUCACCACGUUGUCUGCAAGUACAACAUCAGUGUUGUCGACACAAGCAAAGUCCUCUGCCCAUUCCACGACAAGUGAGGAGGCUACGUCAACUUUUAAAGGCACAACAAUACAAUCGACAACGGCAGAGAAAACAACACAAACCCUUACAACAAUACAAACAACACUGGCCAACCAACAAGUCACAACACAGCAAUCCACGACUUUAAGAACAAUGGAGACUACAACGCAAUUGGGAGAUUGCAACGAUGGAUGUAACAAAUAUGCAGAAAAGCUGUCAAAUGGAACUUGCCAAUGUAAAAAAGGAUUCGCUGGAGAUGGAACAACAUGCGCUCUCGCGUCCAGCGGCUUUGCACAGAGCGCCAGAUUUACUGAUCUAGUGUACCAGGACUCCAUGGCUGAUUGCAGAUCUGCAGAAUUCAAGGCUACCAAAGAAAAUAUGACAGCAAUGAUCAUUGACGUCUACUCAAGAAGUGCCGUCUCAGCGCACAUCUACUCUGUGACAGUUACGUCCUUAAGCAAGGGUAGCGUCAUCGUGGAGACGACUAUAACGGCCGAUUCAGCCGCUGGUAUCACGGAAGACGUCUUGGAGGAAGCCUUCAUCCAGUCUAUAGGGGUAGACAUGGAAGUGAACACAACGGAGCUUUGCGCUUCUGAUUAUUGUCUGGUUGAUGGAGUGUGUCAGGCCACGGAUUCAUCAAGAAUAUGCGAGUGCACUCAAGCAUAUGACAAUGCCCAAUGCAUCAAUCCCUCAGUAACAACGACUGGGCAAAGCUUAUCAACAAUAGAAGAGGCUAUUACAACAGAAGGUGUUACAACAUCAAAGAUGACCACCGAAGCUACAGCCCAAAGGACAACCACAACAGAGACUCUGUUGACUACAGCAAAUGUCGUUUCAACAAUACAGCCAACUACAGAGGGAUCUACAAUACAACCAACAACAGAAGGUCGGACUACAUCGCCGAAAACAUCUACAUCUGGCUUAUCCACACGACCCUUGUCAACUGUACAGCAGUCUACGGCUGAACUACUCACAACGGCAUAUGGUACAACUGUUCCGACAAGGACGGAGGUGCUCUCAACGGAGCAGCCAACCGAGAUGCCCACAGCGGAAACCAGUACAGAAAUGACCACAGUCGAAACCAGUACAGAAAUGACCACAGCCGAAACCAGUACAGAAAUGACCACAGCCGAAGCCAGUACAGAAAUGACCACAGCCGAAACCAGUACAGAAAUGACCACGGCCGAAACCAGUACAGAGAUGACCACAGCCCAAAUCAGUACAGAAAUGACCGUGAAACUAACCUCAACCGCAGAACCACAAACAACAAUGACUGCAACGCAAAGCACUUUGUCGGAGCUCACGACUGCUUCAAUAACAAUACAGCCAACGACAGAAGAUGAACCCGAUACAACUACAGGGAGACAUACAACCGUUGGAAUGACUACAGUUCAACCGACUACAGUUGAGCCAACUACAGAGGCUACAACGGCAACAAAAAGUACACCGUCUCUUACAACGGCUAAAACUACACUGACUACAACUGAUGCAGGAAAUACACAGCCUCCAACGACGGAAGAAACUACGCGCCCUGUAACAACGGUGAAAACUACAGAAAAUCCAACUACUGAAGAGACUACGUUCUCCACAUCUAAAGAACGUACAACUACAGAACAAUCUACGACUAGUGGUUUGACAACAGUUAAUCCGACUACGAUUGAACCAACCACCGAGGAAGAAACUACUAUCCUGACUACAUCAUUAACGUCCCGAGCAACAUCAAGAUCGGCCUCAACCGUACAGCCAUCAUCUACCAUGGACGUGUCGACUGUACAUUCCACAGUUCAACCGCCAACUACUUCCAGGAAGACAACGCUAGCAUCAACUACUGCGGAGCAAACAACCAUUAGGUCCACGCCCCAACCCACCUCAACCGUGGCUAAAUCAACCCCAUGUUUCAUGUAA
Molecule: messenger RNA, 10252 nt
Organism: Branchiostoma floridae (Florida lancelet)
Lineage: Eukaryota; Metazoa; Chordata; Leptocardii; Amphioxiformes; Branchiostomatidae
Product: mucin-17-like
Exons: 31
Coding region: 113-10252 (3379 amino acids)
Source: RefSeq, a predicted model, not a curated record